UUUCUCUCAAAAUUUCUUGAAUUGAAUCCUUUUCUCGUAUUUGUUCCUUCUCCAGAAAAUCAGUGACAGGAUAAAACCAUUUGUUUCGAUUUAAACGCUUUAAAGAUUCUUGGUUUUCUGAUAUAGAUUUUCUUUUCUUGGGACUUCUUUGUUUUCCGCGAUUCUGUGGGAAAGUGAGAAGUUUUUUUUCUGGGAUAGAAGAUGAGUAACCCAUCUGCAGGAGCCUCUUCAAAAUCAAAAGUCGGUUCUUCACAACCUUCAGAAACCUCUUUCAAGCGCAAAAGAGGAGUGUUUCAAAAAGAUUUGCAGCAUAUGAUGUAUGGUUUUGGAGAUGAUCCUAAUCCACUUCCGGAGACUGUGGCCCUUGUGGAGGAUAUUGUGGUGGAAUAUGUAACAGAUAUGGCACAUAAAGCUCAAGAUAUUGGAUCAAAGAGAGGAAAGCUAUCGGUCGAGGAUUUUCUAUAUCUCAUUCGCAAGGACUUGCCGAAACUAAAUCGUUGUACUGAAUUGCUAUCAAUGCAAGAAGAGCUGAAGCAAGCAAGGAAGGCAUUUGAGGUUGAUGAAGAAAAACUGGGUACAUUAGAGUAGCCUUUAUUUUCUACUUCUGGCCUGGGUCAAGGCUCUACUGCAUUUAGCAAUGUAAGAAAUGCUUAUAUACUGUUUUUGUUAGAAGCUGGAACAAUAUGAUACUAUUGCUGUAUAUCUCAGAUACUGUGUGUAUUGAAAAUCUAUGUUGUUUGUA
This is a messenger RNA of Gossypium raimondii (Peruvian cotton), 742 nucleotides long. RefSeq names its product transcription initiation factor TFIID subunit 13. The transcript is spliced from 5 exons. The record is from RefSeq and is a predicted model, not a curated record. Gene Ontology annotation, biological process: transcription by RNA polymerase II. Bases 202 to 588 code for a protein of 128 amino acids. Lineage: Eukaryota; Viridiplantae; Streptophyta; Magnoliopsida; Malvales; Malvaceae. Gene Ontology annotation, molecular function: protein heterodimerization activity.